Molecule: messenger RNA, 243 nt
Organism: Cylicostephanus goldi
Lineage: Eukaryota; Metazoa; Nematoda; Chromadorea; Rhabditida; Strongylidae
Source: the annotation of a GenBank genome assembly
AUGCGAGCUUGCAAUUUCGUUAGUAUUGAGUUACCGCCUGCGGUUUACAAGAACAAUGAUUUAAUUGGGGUCGGCUCAGGCCCUGAUGGAGCUCCAACCCUUCCAUCCCUAUUUCUAACUGCAGCGGAAUUGGAAAUGUUUUCACAUGAGCCACCAGCACCUCAACGAGGUCUUGUUUUAACUCCAGAGGUGGGCUGUGAGUUGGAAGUAGAGACCUAUAAGCUACUCAAUCGAGGCGAAUGA